UUAACGGUUUUUUCCCUCUCAAAUCCUUCUCUCAAUGAAAGAACAAGUCGACCAAGUGUUUGUGAAAAUGCCCCGACGAAAUUCCACAAACAGAGAACAACCCACCACUUCUUUCCGAAGAUCUCCGAGACUCCUUCCAAAGCAUCGAUCUUCACCACCUCAUCUUCCUUCGCUCAACUCAGCACAAAAGGGUUCUCUGACGAAAACCCAGAAUCUUUUCCUAGAACAUGUUUUAAAGAAGGUCGAUGAAUCAGACUGUCGAUCGAAGAUUUUUGAGAAAUCAAACACUGGGUCUAGAAGAUUUGCAAUAUUGGUUGGUGGGGUUAACCAAGUUGCUGGUAAUAGAGAGAAGAUUGCGACACGAAGUUCGAGUCAGGGAAACCACCCCAAUGAAGGUGUGGAAAGGAUUUGCGAAGAUAAGUGUAAUGGGUUUAUCAAGAGUCCACGAAGUGAGGAUUCUGAGAAUGAGGUUGUAUCAGAUAUAGAAAGAGAUGAAGCGGGUGCUGCUAAGUCAUGUAAAAAGAGGAAGAGAAAUCGAGUUGAGGAAGGUCAUGGAAUUGUUCAAUGUUGGACUAAGGAUCAAGAAUUGGCCUUGCAGAGAGCUUAUUUUAGUGCGAUUCCCACACCCCAUUUCUGGAAGAAAGUUGCUAACCUGGUACCUGGAAAGUUUGCAAAGGAUUGUUUUAAUAAAGUGCAUUCUGACCAUUUGACACCACCUCAACCUCGAACACGUUCGAGGAUGAGCAAUACAAAUUCAUCAUUCAUGUCUCUCUCGGCAAGUACAUUGCUUAAAUCUUCAGAGUCAAAGACAAAAGGGCCAAGUGGCCAUAAACUUAAGAGUCAUCUUGUGCAGAAGACUGUGCGACAAUUACUACAAAAGCAUUAUAAUGUGGACCAAGAUUUUGAUGCUGAUUUAUUCUCUGUUCUUGAGUCCACUUUUGAUCCAUCAACUCAAGAUUUCCCGCAGGGUGUAAAAUUUUCAACUCGAACAUGUGAACAAGAAAAGCCUGGAUAUAUUAAGAAAUGCCUUGAGAGAUCCCAUUCAGCUUGUAAGAAGCACCUUUCACAACUCAGUAAUGUUAGGGAAAAUAUAUAUACCACAACAAGUAGCUCGUAUGGAGCAACUCUUGCGAGCCCCCCAGUCCUAAAGGAGGUUAAAAAUAAGGCUUUACAUGAGAAAUAUAUCGAUCAGUUACAUUGCAGGGAAGCUAAGAGAAAGGCAGCAUCAGCACGGGCAGUACUCAAAUCCAUUCCAGGGAAAGAUGAUAGAAAGGAGAGCUAUAUCCAGAAAGUGGAUGUUAUUAAAGCUGCAAAAAAUGCUUUGGCUUUUGAUGCAAAAGAUGUUAUCAAUCAAUUCCAAACAUUAAAGUCUAAUGCUACAAGUAAUUUUUCAGAUUUUGAUGAUGAUUGCGUUGAUGGGGAUGACGAUGAAGGUGAAAAGGAACCUUAAAAAUUCCUUUUUCCAUUCAUUGACUUGUAUUAGUAUCUGUUGAGAUAAUGCUUUUUAUUUUUUUUGUUGAAGCCGUAUCUGUAACUGGUGAUCUGCAAGCUUUGCAGUGUAGCAACCUAUUGUUUUGCAAUCAUGAUUCUGUGAAUAUGUAGCCGUAGCAAUUCCUGCUUAUGGCAAUUUUAUU
Messenger RNA from Camellia sinensis, 1634 nucleotides. The record is from RefSeq and is a predicted model, not a curated record. Lineage: Eukaryota; Viridiplantae; Streptophyta; Magnoliopsida; Ericales; Theaceae.